CACUCCUCUCCUCUGCUCCUUAAAUAGUUAAAUGCUUUGGUCAGCUGGGAGCAAGCCUGACAGCUGGAAGAGGUGCUGAUCCCAGGACUGAGCCAAGGCUGCAUAUUUGCAGCCGGAGUGGGAAGGGAAAAUGACUUUCAGCAACCACACAAAUGGCAGUUCGAUCAUGCCGAAAUUAUUCCAUAUGUAUGUGGAACAAAAGAAGACCCUUCGGUUCAACAACCACAGCAACCCAGCCUUGGAGAUGCAGGAGGAGAUAAUGGCGUCUUUCUAUAUCCUCAUCAUUGUUGGAUUUUUUGGCUUUCUUCUGUUUGUCAUGAUGCUCAGCAACAUUGUUUCCAGCAAGCCUGAAAACUACAUUGACUAUCUCUAUUCUGGGAAGUUUAAUCCUCAGAGAAGCAAGGUGGAGCUUUCAGGAAAGGAGAGCAAAGACACUUUUGUUAUCAUCAACAGCACUGCCCUAAUGGAUCUGCAAAAGCAGGACAUCAAGUAUAUCACUGGGCUGGAGGCACUGAGCACAGAUGCAGUUCUGAGGAACGUAUGAAACUUUUUUAUUAUUACUAUUCUGUUGUGUGUAAGGAGCUCCAAUAGGGAUAUUUUUUCAUUUAUGAAAGUGAGAAAGGAGAAGCUGUGCCAUUACAGAUGCAGACUGGUCAUGCUUCCUGUGUGAAAACUGUGAAGGUUCCCAAGCACAACGAGCAACUUGUGCUAUUUCAGUCCUGGGCCUUUGGAGGACAAGCUAGGAAUCAAGUCCUUACUGGCCUACCUCCUUCAUGGCUGCAUUUAUCAUGUGCUUUUAUUGCUUCCCUCUCAGGAGAAUGGAAGACUGUUGCUUCAAGCAGGGCAUUUUUUCUAGUUGGGGCAUUGCUGUUGCACCUGUUUGCUGUUAUUAAGGAUUUAUUUAUUUGGGAGGUCGGAGCUAUCAGUGAGCCCAGUGGGUGUGCGCUCUGCAAGCAGAGAGAGCAGCAACAGCCUCUGCAUCUGCCCUCACCACCAUGCUGGGCACCCCUGGAGGCCAGGCCCAUGGCCAUCCUUCCCAGGAGGGAGGUUACAUUGAGAGCCUGGAGGCACACACAAUACUUGAACUUGCUUGCUUGGCAGGCUUGGUCUGCAGUGGGUUUUUGACACUGGUCAUGCAUUUCUCAGCAGCCCUCCUCCUUCACAUUGAACCUUUCCCAUAGCCCAGGACAGUGAGGUGGUCCAAGACGUGCUGAUGUCUCCCCAGGGUCUCUCACAGGACUUACAUGUCCACCAUUGGGACUGAAGAGCCAAGCCUUAGGGCCGUGCUGCUGUUGCAUCAGUAAUCCCAGACUUAUUCCUUCAGGCUAGUGCUAAUCCCUUCAACAUGAAAUCCCACAAGCCCCCAGCCUCUGCUGCUUCCUGUUGUGGUAGCCAGUAAGCAGGAAUGUGGCAUGGCAGCUUGGGGGUGCUUUCUGCCUUGAUGCUGUGCACCAAGCCUCAGCAGACACACGAAGGAGCAGUUUGCUCAGGGGUGUUCAUCCCAAGUCCUGCAGAGCCCUGGCACACAGGUGCUGAGGACAGUAGCUUUGGGGAGGCACUCAUCAGCAGUGGACUUCAGCUUGCUAUUAUUGGUCCGUGCAUUCAUUGGAAAAGUCUCUGAAGUCUGGAAAUUAUUGGUGCAAGUACUCUGAGAACAUGAGGGCAUUUUGAAGCAAAAAUCCUAUGAAGUCCUUUAAAACUAUGUGCCUGUGGGGUGAUGUUGCCUGUUGCACUCAGACACCUUUGUGUUUCUAUGUGUUUUCACAUUUUGUUAUUGAUAGGAAGAAAGUUCUCAACGAUUUGGUACUCUAAAAAGCAUUCCUUCCCUUUUCUCCUCUAAUUUUUCUUAAACAGGCUGUUACUAAAUCCAAAGCUUUCUGUUUUGCUAUUUUUUUUUUUAAUUUAUCAUUUUCUGCCAUAAUGUACUGUUAUUAUUGUGAGUUUUCACCACUUUUUAUCUGGAAAUGAUUUACUUCGUGUGGCCCAUAUCCUUAAAGGGAAUUUCCACAGCCUGGUGUUGCAAGACAUGUUUCUAGGCUGAUACUUCCAGCUGGUAGCCAAGAUGAAACCCAUACCGCUCUCUUGGCUUUCCACGCUUCUUGCUUGAAUUCCAGAGAUUCAGCUUUCCAACACAGACAUCUCCUUUUUCGGCCAGGUGCAUAUUCCACAGACACUGUCUCCAGCAGAGGCCAGUUAGGCAAUUCUGUCAGUUUGGGAUCCCGUUACCUUUGGCUUCAUCACUGCAUCUGGUUUAAUAACUGUGUGCUUUGAACCAUAAUCCACUAUUUAUGCUCACUGCUCCUGACUGCACUCAGUAGCCGUGCUCCCAUUACUGCAGCUCAGCUAUUCAGGUCUUAAAAAUGAGAGGUGUUUUGAAGGUGGAAAAAACACUUGCAGUUCCAGAUUUGUUCCUACUACUCAGCAUGGGUGUUUUUCACGAGAAGGCAAAUAUUGCAGUCCAUUUUGAAGAAAGAUAAAUAGCUGGCUGCUGCCAGCACUGAGAAGAGACUUUAGCCUGGCUUCUUGCAGCAGUGACAAUUUCUCCUGCGUUGUAGACUCGAUUUAUCUAUUUUCCAGUCAUGCAACAGUGUCAGCAAGCAGAGUCAAAUCUCUUUUUCCAUGAGUGUUUGAUAUAAGCUUUAGACAUCCUCCUUCAGCAGUGGCCUCUGCUUUUCUUGACAGGCUGAUGCAAGGGAAGCACCAGUCUAGAGGGUGAACUCCAACUCGCUAUUUGCCUCUCUGCAAACUCACCUUCUGAAAACUGAUUUAUUGCUAAUGUAUGGCUGAAGUCAUGAUUGAUAUCCCCUUGGGUCUCCCCUUGGGGAGAGCCUGUUCCUGCUCACAUCGAUAAUCUGUUCUUGCCAUCUGGGCAUGCAGGAGAGGUGGGCCUUUCCCCAACCCAUGCUCUCCAUGCAACAGGGUCUCUACACUGCAUACUGAGCACUUGACUCAGACUGAGCAUUGGUAGUGGAUCCAGUGUCUCUGUCUCCUUUCCAGAUUGAUGCACACUUAUCACCUCUAUGCCAGCUCCAUGCUGGGGUGAGAUCCCAAGUGUGAUCCUCCCAUUCUCUACUCUGUGAAGGAAACCUCUCCAUGAAGGAUGAGUGGGAGCUGGUGCUCCGCUGGGUUUCUUCCAUCUGGAUGCCUGUGGGACUAGGACCUUGAAGUGCCAGCUGAGUGCAGCUUCAGUCUCUGUGCUGAGGGAGCUUGUGCAUCACCAGUGACCCAGGACAUUCUCAUGAGCUGCUGGCAGCUAGUCUUCCCAAAUUGUUUGAGUAGUGGUGAGUCAGUAAGGAUGGAGUGCCCUCCCUUUGGUCUGACUGAGAAGGGGCAGCACAUUCCCUUCUGCCUGGUGCUCCUGGAGGGUUUGUAAGGCAGCUACAAAUAGUGUCCCGCCUUGCUGAGCUCUUCUGUUCUUCAUCUUGGUGGUCAAGUGCCACUGGGCACACUUUUCCUUCCCUUUUCCCUUCCCUACUUCAGGGACAUGCAAACAUGUACAUUCUAUUUCAGCCACAUCUGCUAAAGAAUUUCAGCUCCCCAAAAUAUCCCAUUCCUACACAUUCUGGGCAAUAGAGGGAGCUGUGUCUCUGAUGCCACCAGUGGAAAUGUGCUAAGCUCAACCUUCGUGGAGAAUCCCUAACGCAGGAAACCAAAUUUCAUCAGUUUUCACAAGAUGCCUCACGGAUCUUUGUGGGAAUCCUCCAGCAGUUGCACUAAUUCUGUUCUGAGAAAUUUGGCACUGUUACUUGAGAUAUUGGCUCAGUUUAUUUUCUGAAGUUUCCACAUUUUUCUGUGUUUCCACCCUUGGGCCGUCUUUGAUUUUGGCAAGUGCUUCUCUUAUUGGUUCCAUCAAGGAUCCAGAGCUAAAAUUACAUACUUAUGGAAAUUCGCUUUUGAUAUCAGAAGUAUUGCUUUGGUGUAAGACUUUGGUUGGUGUUCAGUAUGUCAUCAGACAGUCAGGAGUGAAAAUAGAUUAUUUAAAUUGGGCAUGGCAUUUUUUAGAAAAAAAUACUGGGAAAAAAACACAACACAGAUUUCCUGUAGAAUAAUACUCUCGAGAAUUAGUUUUAAAAAGAUCAAUCUUACAUGACAUUUUAUUUAGAUAAAAAUAAAAUAUUAAAUUUCAAAUUUAGCAACUUAAUUUCAGCUGCUACUCUUAAUAUAAAAUAGCAGCAGAAACACCCACUGUUUGCCUAACAUCAUACUCACCGUUGUUUGUAUUUCAUUAUGUUCCAUAUUUCAUUAUGUUUUUAUUCUGGAUUUUAAAAUAAAAGAUUUGUGAUGAUUUUUAACUUGUGUAAAUGUGGUAGCUGGUAACCGAAUUAUGUAAUUACUACUGAAAUUGGUAAUUGGUAUGUAACUGAUAAUUGGUAUCCUAAUUGCUUUGUUAAUAGAGACUUCGUCUGUGGGUAAUUGGUAAAUUUGUCAUUUUGCUAAGCGGAACAAUUGAGCUCUGUACCGCACCCAGAAAGGGCAUGAAGAGAGGUGAGGCCUCUGCCUUCUUUGUAUGGGGAGCAGGAGGCUGCUGAGGCUGGACACCCCGUGAAACACUCCGCGUGGCGCUGACCCCACAGAGAUGUGGGUUUGUGUCUUAGACUACUGCCUUCUGUAUGCUGCCCAAGUGUUUUUAAUAAUAUUGAGAUGCUGGGACCGUGAAUAAUUGUUUUUUUGAGAAGGUUAGUGAAUGGGUUUCUGUUAUAUACAUGACGGGAACAGAGGAGAACCCAGUUCUCAAAUAAUUCCUCUGAACAGGAGGUGGGAGCAGUUCAUCACUCCUGUCUCACUAAAUGUCAGCAGCUAGCACUAUUAUUAGUAUUAUUUUAGCCACUAAGGCUCAGACCAGUUUGUGAGGGCUGAUGGAAGCAGGGCUCAACAGAGUCACAGGCACAAUGGUGCCACCUGACAGGCUGGGAGGGACGCAGUGUCCUUCUGGGACAGCACCAAAAGGCAGAGGCACAGAUCUUGUCUGUGCUUAAGGUCUCAUAAGCAGAAAGGCUGGUUUGUGCCUCCUUCAUCCAUCUUGCUAAGUCAUUUCAUUGUCACAUGAAAGCAAAAAUAGCCUUUGUCCCUUAGCUUUUGACCUGAUGCUGCAAAAAUACUAGAGCCUGGAGAGUUAGAGGAACACUUUCAGGACUGUUCACUGUAGGGAGCCUAAACUGAGGAAGAUCAAACCCAAAUUUCCCAAGCAACUGCAGUUAUACCUACAUGUGUGGUCCAGUUGAGAGGAGGACCAUGCUUUUCAAACAAGCCUUCUGAUGGCUGCAGCUGUCCUUUGCUUUGCAUCAGGGAGCAGCCUCAGAGCAUGCAAAUCAGCUGGGCACCACAGCUUUCAUUUCCUGGGGAGCCCAUUGGGGACAGCAGCAGGCUGCUGCUUCUUGCCACCGUCUGAAGUUGGGACAGGCCUCAGAGGGAUGAGGUGGGCAUUGUGGGAGAGCCUGGCACCGCCUGGAGGCCUAAGGGACAAGCUUGGAGAGGGAGGAGAGAGGAGAGGAGAAUUACUUCACUGUGGCCCCUGGGGAUUCUGUCCAGAUGCUACCACAAUUACUCCCCUGCCCUGUUUCCUGCUGCUAUCUACUGACAAUCAGAAGGUAGUUAAAAAGCAAGAGAAACAAAAGGGACACACCCUUUUUUUGUGCCUGUCUCAAGGAUGGCAGGUUCCAACUUAUUCACAAUUUAGUAAAUCCUCCCUGGAGAUGACAGAAGGAAAGGACACCUUCAAUUUAGGCAACAAGGGACGUGAUCUGCAGUUCCAGUGGGUGUCAUGGAUGGGUCAUAGGCACAAAAGAAAAUUACAGAAUGGUAUUUCUUAGCAGACAGUUGUUUCAACACUUAACACUCAUCUUCUCAGCAGAGGUCCCUAAAUCAACAUACAGGCCUCUGAAUGUGUGCAUUUCAAAACUCACAAGAAACCAAUAAUUCCAAUAGGACUUGUGUCAGCUUACAUGCCUGAUUCAUUAAGAGAAAGUUAUAUCACAGUGUGAAAUACUAAUAACGAUGGAUCAGUAUUAUUCUGUGGUGUAUUCUCAUGUGAAUAUGAAUUGUAGAUCAAGCAGGUUUUUCAUAUGUUUACAGUCUGAAGUUGCCAUAAUUUUGCAUCUGAUUAACAGUUAAGUCAUACGUGCUUCUUUCUGGGGGCAAACCCCUCAUCUUUGUUGUGGUUGAACCCAGCAGGCAGCUGAACACCACACAGCCAUUUGCUCACUCCCCACCUUCGUGCACCAAAUGAGAAGGUGAAAAGACUCUAAAAACCAGGUUAGUUCUAAAAAUACAUCACCCUAAAGAGGUGUCUGAGGCUUCACUAAUUUCUUCCCCCUCCAAGGCCUGAAGGAGGGCAGGUUGAACGUGGUGGACCUCCCACGGGUGGCUGCAAUGUUGGGCUCCAGGCACCCAAUGUCCCUCACAUACAAGACAGUGGCCUUAUGAUCAACCACCUGGAAGCCCCAGAGAUGCUGCUGGAUGGGUGUGACAUUGCAGGCACCACCAGGGCAACCACACACAUUGUGAGCUCAGCAGCUUCCAACUCCUGUAUCCCUUUAGAAGCCAACAUGCAGCGUUUUGCAAAUCGGCUUCUCAGGCACGUAAUUCCUAGUGGCUGCUUUGAUGAUGCUUCAAAGACACAGUGCUUGCACUAUUUAAAAGCUCUGAGGGCACUGCAGCGUGAUGGUUUCAACACUAUCUUUUUAGGGGAAACAGAUAUUCCAGAAAGUCUUAUAACAGGAGAAAAAGUAGCUGAGGAGGCCAGCCUACGCUGGCCAGCGUGGACACUUGUUCAUGCUGGCAGCAGCCAAGGCUGGGUGCCGUGGAGGUACAAACUGCUGUUAAGAAAUGAACUGCCCACUCAAAAACAGAAUGGUGUCUUUCAGGAAUUGUGUGAUUCUCUAACCAUGUCCUACGGGAAAUGCAUAAUUGUGACAAGAGAUAAAAGGCAGCUGACAGGUGUAGGCGCAAAGAACAGCAAGGAGCAGGAGAUGGGAUUGCUGCCUUCAGUCCCACCAGUGAUCUACGUGUCCAGCAUCAAGUGUUGCCCUGAGACUGCUAGAGCCAAUGGCCAUGAGCUUCUUGUUGUGCCUUCAUCUUACAACUGCCUCUACCCAAUGGAUGUUGACUGGUCUUCUCUGAAAUGGUUUAUUAUAAACAACAGGAAGGACUUUGCCCUGAGGUCUGUUGAGAAUACCCACUCCUAUAGAUGUAUCCUCUUCAACGACCUGAUUAUUAAAGGAAUGGAGAAGAUGACCCCAAACAAAUGGAAGAUAGCAAUUAACAAAGUGAAGAAAUGGGAAAACUACUACCUUGACUCAUUUUCUUAAAUGGUUCUUCCUAUCUUCAGGCCUCAGAUGUGCUUUGAUAGUGGUUCCUGCUCUGUAGAGCCCUUUUGUUGAAAGGAUAUAAGCUUUAAAAACAAUGUUAAUUGUACUAAUAAAAGAGAUCAUUUUAAA
Numida meleagris (helmeted guineafowl) is the source of this 7436-nucleotide messenger RNA. RefSeq names its product chromosome 1 C21orf140 homolog (gene C1H21orf140). The coding region runs from base 6420 to 7307 and encodes 295 amino acids. Lineage: Eukaryota; Metazoa; Chordata; Aves; Galliformes; Numididae. The record is from RefSeq and is a predicted model, not a curated record. The transcript has 2 exons.